AUGACAGUACCACCACCAUCACAACCGACCAUCUCAACAGCAACACUAAAAUCCCACUCUCCAACUCUCACGAAACUGUUAAAAGCUCGUCCGGCGCCAGUGCGAGAGAGUGCUCUCCUUGCUGCGGCAACAUCCCCCACAAAGCCGGUCAAGCCACCAGCGGGAGAUUGUUGUGGCAGUAGCUGUGAUCCUUGCGUUAUGGAUCUAUAUGCGCAGGAGCUGAAGGUGUGGAAAGAGUGUGCAGGGUUGAGAGUCGUGACUGAGGACACCAGUGAAAAUGGAGAAGAGCCUGACAGCAAGGGUGAGGAUUUGGAAAGGUGUAAAGUCCCUGGUGCUUUCGAGUGGUGA
Aureobasidium melanogenum CBS 110374 is the source of this 348-nucleotide messenger RNA. RefSeq lists its product as uncharacterized. The record is from RefSeq and is a predicted model, not a curated record. The transcript has a single exon. The coding region runs from base 1 to 348 and encodes 115 amino acids. Lineage: Eukaryota; Fungi; Ascomycota; Dothideomycetes; Dothideales; Saccotheciaceae.